AUGGAAUACCGCAUCACGUACACCGGGCCACGGGCAACCGUGACCUUGGUGUACGGCGACCCAGUGAAGAAACCACCCAGGAGGAGAAGGAGGAGGAAGACGGACGCGCCAGGGGCGGACCGGGGGAGGUCAAAACCGGUAGCUCAACUAGCGGCGGCGAUUUUUCCCGUUGUUCACCCCCAGCACCGGUCAACACCAGCGAGGCCAGAUGUUCCAGCUCUGCCGGAUCCAGCUGUCGACUCGCCAGUGGCGGACUCGGACCUGAACCAGGCCCUGAUGGAAUCGCCCCCCACAACUCCAAAGACUUCAGCUCCCGGGAUUCCAGCGUUGCCACCUCCACCUAGGAAGAGUGCCGCUGUAGAGUCCCAGGCCCGUCUUGUGGCCGUUGGAAAACGGAAGGCGAUUGUGUCUCCAGGCGACCAACCAGCCAAGCCAAGUCCGCCGACACAACCGCCGACACCUACUUCACCUCCAACAGAAGAUCCGCCCUCUGGACAGCCUUGGUCACUGCAGGCAGGCAAGCUACCAACUCGCUACUCGAGGCUGGUCAAGAUCAACAUUGGGGAUGUUCGCCAGCUACUUUGUGAGCCACACCAGGAUACAUACGAACCUCUGCCACAAACUAAAGGAGAGUACUCGGUGCGCAGGAUCAGAUGA
Molecule: messenger RNA, 657 nt
Organism: Gigantopelta aegis
Lineage: Eukaryota; Metazoa; Mollusca; Gastropoda; Neomphalida; Peltospiridae
Product: proline-rich extensin-like protein EPR1
Exons: 1
Coding region: 1-657 (218 amino acids)
Source: RefSeq, a predicted model, not a curated record